AAGAACGAGAACCUCCUACAACUUUGUAGCCACUUGGAAAAAGCAACCCAAACCAAAUUACCCAUCUGGAUCUGUUUUCUGUUCAUAAAUGAGGUAGAUGAACUUGGGGAGCACCAACACCUCCCCCCAGCUGGAAUGGUCAUGAUUCUAUCCAUCAGUGACCAAGAUAUGAUUCUAUCUAUCGUUGAUCAAGGACUGCAAUCCUCCACUGACCUGUGAAUUUAUAAUCACAUGGGAGCUAUCCUGGAUGUUCUCCUGCUGGAAUGGCAGAGUAUGGAGCAAGAUUUGGGAGAACCAUUUGGAUUUGGAAACCCAUGUUGGCUGUCCAGAAUAUGAAAGUUGGCAUCUUCCUGUUGUGGUGGGGAUGGGUUUUGGCCACUGAAAGCAGAGUGCAUUGGCGAAGAAGAGAAGUACACGAGAUGUCUAAGAAGGGCAGUCCAAUUCUGAAACGAAGUCCCGAUAUCACCAAGUCGCCACUGACAAAAUCAGAGCAGCUUCUGAGGAUAGACGACCACGAUUUCAGCAUGAGGCCUGGCUUUGGAGGUCCAGCCAUUCCUGUGGGUGUGGAUGUGCAGGUGGAGAGCUUGGACAGCAUCUCAGAGGUCGACAUGGACUUCACGAUGACCCUCUACCUGAGGCACUACUGGAAGGACGAAAGGCUGUCCUUUCCGAGCACCAACAACCUCAGCAUGACGUUUGACGGCCGUCUGGUGAAGAAGAUCUGGGUCCCCGACAUGUUUUUCGUGCACUCCAAGCGCUCCUUCAUCCACGACACCACCACGGACAAUGUCAUGUUGCGGGUCCAGCCCGAUGGGAAAGUGCUCUACAGUCUCCGGGUAACAGUGACUGCAAUGUGCAACAUGGACUUCAGCCGAUUUCCCCUGGACACGCAAACGUGCUCACUUGAAAUUGAAAGUUAUGCCUAUACAGAGGAUGACCUCAUGCUGUACUGGAAAAAAGGCAACGACUCCUUGAAGACAGAUGAGCGGAUCUCACUCUCACAGUUCCUCAUCCAAGAAUUCCACACCACCACUAAGCUGGCCUUCUAUAGCAGCACAGGCUGGUACAACCGUCUGUACAUUAACUUCACUUUGCGACGCCACAUCUUCUUCUUCUUGCUCCAAACUUACUUUCCUGCCACCCUGAUGGUCAUGCUGUCCUGGGUGUCCUUCUGGAUCGACCGCAGAGCUGUGCCCGCCAGAGUCCCUUUAGGUAUCACCACCGUGCUGACCAUGUCCACCAUCAUCACGGGCGUGAACGCCUCCAUGCCCCGCGUGUCCUACAUCAAGGCGGUGGACAUCUACCUCUGGGUCAGCUUUGUGUUCGUGUUCCUCUCGGUGCUGGAGUAUGCAGCUGUCAACUACCUGACCACGGUGCAGGAGCGGAAGGAGCGGAAGCUCCGGGAGAAGCUUCCCUGCACCUGUGGAAUACCCCAGCCACGCGGGGUCAUGCUGGAUGGCAGCUACAGUGACGGGGAGGUUAACGACCUGGGCAACUACACGCCGGAGAAUGGAGAGAAGCCGGACAAGAUGAUGGUGCAGCUGACCUUGGCCUCAGAGAGGAGCUCCCCCCAGAGGAAAAGUCAGAGAAGCAGCUAUGUGAGCAUGAGGAUCGACACACAUGCCAUUGAUAAAUACUCCAGGAUAAUUUUUCCAGCAGCAUAUAUUUUAUUCAAUUUAAUAUACUGGUCUAUUUUCUCAUAAACGCCUGUAACUCUAUACAUUUCACAUUCUUCUGUAUGUACCACAGAAAUACCUGUACGAUGAGAGUAAUUUAAGGUUAUGAUGAAAUUAAAGUUCCCACUACCCACUCUUCUCCAGCUUUCCAAAACGACAUUGACAAGACACUUACUGGUUUAAUCUGCACUUAAUAACCAUCUAUUGUGUCCACAGAAUUAUACACGGUGCUGCAGGAAUUGGACACCUGUAGCAACUGGGGAUAGUUGUUACCGGGAUUCCCUGGAAAAGCACACUGCCAGCAUUGUGGGCACCCUGUAGUCAACCUCUUUUAGACCCUAGGUGCUUAUUCACAUGAAUGAUGCCCUUUAUGUGCACAUCACUAUAUUCUCUGGGACUAGGUGGAAUUGGGAAGCACCUAAAGAUCACCUGCAUGGAACAUACAUG
Prionailurus viverrinus (fishing cat) is the source of this 2123-nucleotide messenger RNA. It is a transcript of the gene GABRR1, whose product is annotated as gamma-aminobutyric acid type A receptor subunit rho1. The transcript has 10 exons. Gene Ontology annotation, biological process: regulation of membrane potential; chemical synaptic transmission; monoatomic ion transmembrane transport. Lineage: Eukaryota; Metazoa; Chordata; Mammalia; Carnivora; Felidae. The record is from RefSeq and is a predicted model, not a curated record. Gene Ontology annotation, cellular component: neuron projection; synapse; GABA-A receptor complex. Bases 264 to 1703 code for a protein of 479 amino acids. Gene Ontology annotation, molecular function: GABA-A receptor activity; extracellular ligand-gated monoatomic ion channel activity; neurotransmitter receptor activity.